Melitaea cinxia (Glanville fritillary) is the source of this 1038-nucleotide messenger RNA. RefSeq names its product charged multivesicular body protein 1b (gene Chmp1). Gene Ontology annotation, biological process: protein transport; endosome transport via multivesicular body sorting pathway; late endosome to vacuole transport. The coding region runs from base 264 to 875 and encodes 203 amino acids. The transcript has 4 exons. Gene Ontology annotation, cellular component: ESCRT III complex; multivesicular body. NCBI's taxonomy places the organism in Eukaryota, Metazoa, Arthropoda, Insecta, Lepidoptera, Nymphalidae. The record is from RefSeq and is a predicted model, not a curated record.
AAGAGUAAAAUAACUUGCUACUUGACAUAUUAAUGACAUUUCAAAGUAAUUUGUUGUUCUUUGGUUGUUCUUGCACGAACAUUAGUAAUUGUGAUUGUGACUCAUCGAAGCAAAGAGUAAAAUAACUUGCCUAUACAGGAGCAUCGAAAAUUACAGUUUCUUCCUUUUUCUAUCGACAAUAAUUUAAUAAAAACAAAAAGAAGGCUCAGGCCUGCGUCGUCAUUUUUAAUUGUCUUAAAUAAGCCUUCAAGCUGGGUAACGAAAUGUCAUCUUCGGCAAUGGAGAAGCAUCUGUUUAAUUUAAAAUUUGCUGUAAAGGAGUUAGAACGAAAUUCUAAGAAAUGUGAAAAGGAGGAGAAAUUAGAAAAAGAGAAGGCGAAAAAGGCGAUUCAGAAAGGGAACAUGGAGGUAGCUCGCAUUCAUGCAGAGAAUGCAAUACGACAAAAGAAUCAAGCUAUAAAUUAUCUUCGUAUGUCUGCGAGAGUAGAUGCUGUGUCCAGCCGAGUACAGACAGCUCUCACCACUAGAAAGGUAACAAAUUCAAUGGCAGGUGUAGUUAAAGCAAUGGACGCAGCAAUGAAAUCGAUGAAUCUCGAGAAAAUAUCAAGUCUAAUGGAUAAAUUUGAGAAUCAGUUUGAAGAUUUAGAUGUCCAAUCAUCUUACAUGGAAAAUACAAUGUCACAAACCACAACAACCACAGUUCCACAGGGUGAUGUAGAUAACUUACUGCAACAAGUAGCUGAUGAAGCUGGAUUGGAACUCAACAUGGAGUUACCAUCGGGCAUACCAAGUGCUUCAGUAGGCACCGCAACCGUUGUUUCUCACGAACAAGAUGAACUUACGCAGAGACUUGCCAGAUUAAGACAAGCUGAAUAACAUAGUGAUGUAAAGAAUAAGUAUCUUCUGCUGGUUUAAGUAUAAUUUGAAACAAAAGUAAAUACUUGUAUAUUUUAAAAAGGCUUUCGCGAAAAACUAAACUGUCGAAUUUUAUACUCAUUAAUAAAAUUAUCAUUGUUUUGUGAAUAUCACAAAUAAUUUA